AUGUUCGGCUUCGGGCACCACGGCCACCACGGCCAGAACCCACCGGCGCACCCCCCGGCCCACGGCGGCGUGCACCAGCCCACCUUCAAGAUCUUCUGCAAGGCCGACGAGGGGUACUGCCUCACCGUCCGCGACGGCAACGUGGUGCUGGCCCCCGCCAACCCGCGCGACGAGCACCAGCACUGGUACAAGGACAUGCGCUUCAGCAACCAGAUCAAGGACGAGGAGGGCAACCCUGCGUUCGCCCUCGUCAACAAGGCCACGGGGCUCGCCGUCAAGCACUCCCUCGGCCAGUCCCACCCGGUGAAGCUGGUGCCGUUCAACCCGGAGUACCAGGACGAGUCGGUGCUGUGGACGGAGAGCGGCGACGUAGGCAAGGGCUUCCGCUGCAUCCGCAUGGUGAACAACAUCCGCCUCAACUUCGACGCCUUCCACGGCGACAAGGGCCACGGCGGCGUGCACGACGGCACCACCGUGGUGCUCUGGGAGUGGGCCAAGGGCGACAACCAGAGCUGGAAGAUCCUCCCCUGGGGCGACGAGGCCUACGCCGGUGGCAGCGCCGCCAACGCUCCGUACGGCCACGGCGAGCCCACCGUCCGCAUCUACUGCAAGGCGGACGACGGGUUCAGCGUCACCGUCCGCAACGGCAGCGUGUGCCUGGCGCCCACCAGCCCGCGCGACGAGUACCAGCACUGGGUCAAGGACAUGCGCCACAGCAACAGCAUCAAGGACGAGGAAGGGUACCCGGCGUUCGCGCUCGUCAACAGGGUCACCGGCGAGGCCAUCAAACACUCCCAGGGCGAGGGCCACCCGGUGAAGCUGGUGCCGUACAACCCCAACUACCAGGACGAGUCGGUGCUGUGGACGGAGAGCCGCGACGUCGGGCACGGCUUCCGCUGCAUCCGCAUGGUGAACAACAUCUACCUCAACUUCGACGCCUUACACGGCGACAAGGACCACGGUGGGGUGCGCGACGGCACCGCCGUCGUGCUGUGGAAGUGGUGCGAGGGCGACAACCAGCGCUGGAAGAUCAAAUGUGCUGUGCUGGGGCUGCAUUGGUCAUCACCGGGAUCUGGAGUUGGAGUUGGAGAGCACAGCCACCUGUGGUCAGCAGCAGCUGCUGCUGCCGUGUUGUUAGAAUAA
This is a messenger RNA of Miscanthus lutarioriparius, 1143 nucleotides long. The record is from the annotation of a GenBank genome assembly. NCBI's taxonomy places the organism in Eukaryota, Viridiplantae, Streptophyta, Magnoliopsida, Poales, Poaceae.